Messenger RNA from Paraglomus occultum, 343 nucleotides. The record is from the annotation of a GenBank genome assembly. NCBI's taxonomy places the organism in Eukaryota, Fungi, Glomeromycota, Glomeromycetes, Paraglomerales, Paraglomeraceae.
GUAAAAUAUCUGUUGGUUGCUUCAUACCUUGUAAAGUACAGAAAACCAGCAAACUCACUUACAAUUAUCGCAUGCAGAUUCGAAAUUAACGACUACAGCCACUUAAAUCUCCCGGCUAAUAAGUCGUGCAUCCUCGCCGCCGGCAUUGUCGAUACGAAACCACAACAACAACAAGACCAGAUAUUCUUCAGAAUAUCUGCCUCACAACACAAAGACGAUAAGACUCCUUUAACGAAUGCAGCAUUUUCUGCACACACGACACCUCUCAAUGCACCUACUAGUGCGUACUACAAGCUCCAACCGCAGAGCAUAAUAUGGACCAUCUCCCCACAACCAUUCAAUU